GCGACUGUGUGUGCAAAACAAGGUGAAUUGUACCACAAAUACUGAUACUGGUGUUUGUCAUCUAGAAGUUAAGCAUUUCAGCGUGUUUUGUUGGGGAAAAAGGCCACACUGUAAAGGAACAGUCAGAAGUGUUAAUUGUAAGGGCUGUCAUUGGACGUAGUUGGAAAUUACCGAAGAGUUACUGAAAAGUGAUUGUUGGCGUUAUUGCCGACCGCCAAUCUACCCUUGACAGCACGGAGUGGGUAAAGGCGAUGAAAAGAACUUCAGUGAAAAAUUCGCAUAGCGGGAUAAUUUGAAACAGAAAAUCGACGAGGUUGUCAAUAGUAACAAAAUAGGGUAAGACGAUCUAGUUGAAUCAUAGCAGUGCGUAGCGGAGACCAGUACAAUUUACCCUAAAUAAUCAUUGUCUACCGAAGCAAGUAAAAAAAACCCUGUGUAAAUCAUCGUGACACGCGAUCGACGAACUGGACACUACGUCAUAUACGCCGUAGCAUUGCGGAUAUUUACGCCAACCAGCGAAUACGGGGUGGAUUUCGACAGGUGGCAUCUUGUCGAGCUCCAAUAGAAGGAUCGCAUUCGACGCAUGUGCCAUAGCUUAAGGAUACCAAGCACUAGUGGUAAUGAUCAGUGACGAGGUUUUCAAAUUGCGUAAGGUCAGAUUAGAGCACUUGCAGGCUCACCCAGGUGUGGCUGUGGAUUGGUGAAGGAGGAUACGCAGGCAGUUCGAGUGUGUCUUAUAAAUGUAGACGUUGGUGUCGCUGGAGCCGUAGUCCCUUUGGACAUUAUUCUUCCCCGUUGAUUUCCGUACCUAAGCUCUCCGGAAUAACAGAAGCUUUAAAGAGUGUGCCAUUCAAGCCAAUCCACCAGAUAACAUAUAACAACAACUCUUGUAUACCUGUUAAUAGCACGCGUUUGAUUUGCGUGUUUGUGAGAGAAAGAUAAAGGGCUUCGGGAAGUGUUCUUUGACAACGCGUCUGUUAGCAUCAGCAUUUGGCUCGCGGAGACUGCACACCCUACUAGAAGACAUCGCCCUAUAGGUACUCUUAUUAGAAGCAACUUGUAUCUCACUGUCACCGGCGCGCUCUAAACUACCGUACUUUGUUAUUGCCUUCGCAGAACAUUGUUACGGCUGCUCCGGGGUGAUUCUUCUCGGGGUUCGAUAGUGCUUCAUUCAUUUGACGUUAACCGGUAGACAUCUGUCUUUUUGAUUGGUGAUGCUAUGAAAAGUGUGCAGGUGAAUCGCAUAGGAAUACACAUACGUCUUGCGGAAAACCUAACAAAAGAGUUUACUCCUUUUUAUAAGACCCAGUUUUUUCAAAAACAAACAAGGUCCUUUUACAGAGCGUAGACGCGCUUUCGAGUUGUAUAAUCACACCACCUAACGCCAUUAAUUUUAGCCUAAAACUCAGUCCCCUGAACAAGCGAACCAUCGCGGACAACUUUGCUUCCCAAUCUGUGUCAAAUCACCCGGUGUUGUCGUUGUUAUUCUGCCGAUUAUUGAUCACGCCCAAUUCUCUCACUAAGACUUGUCCCCGUCCCCGUUCCCGUUCCAGUCCCCCAAAACGCAUUUUCCGCCAAAUCGGGUUUACGUCUUUGGCAACGCCGUGUUGAGGAUAUACGCAGAAUACGUAACUCUUCAUCAUUAUCGUUCGUCGUCAUUGUUGUUGAUGCAGUGCUCUCGUAAUUGAUAAUACAGGCCACGCGUACAUUUAGUGCUAUUGUUGAUAUUGUAUAUUGUGUGUGUGAGACAAGAAGCACAACCGCGACAACAUUUCCUGUGUCAUCAAGACAUUUAAUUGCCUCAGUGAUUCAUCGAUUGAUUCAGCGACGCCUCGUUUGUCGUCAUCAUAUAUACCAACGACCUGAACGUUAUCAUUGGCAUUAUUGUUGUUCGAUCGACUUCUCCGAAACAUGUCUCCUCAACUUAACGCGCUGGCGCUUGUGGCUGCCAUUCUACUAGUUCACAUAGCAGAUCCCAGCGCUGGUCACGAUGGUCAGUCCUUGUAUAUCCAGCCAUCUCGGGCAGAGCAAGCCUACCUGACAGGUCAGUCCUUCUUCGUGACGUGCUUCCUUGGUGCGGACGUUGACCGCCAACAGGUGAUGUGGCGAGAUCCCGAGGGACGGCCAAUCACCGAGAACGAGGGACGCAUCCACGUCUAUCGAAGGAGAGACGAACCCGAAGGAAUCCAACUCGUUGUUGAAGAGGUUCAAAUGGGCGACGCAGGUCUGUACACGUGUUCGACGUUUGCUGGCCCAGAGUCGAGAGACGUAUCAGUGUCAUUUACGUUGUUUGUCUACAGAGCGAUCACGUUCCAAGGUACCAAGGACAUUCAGACCGGCACAGAGGGCGACGAGAAAGCUGUUAUUAGGUGCGAAGCUGACGCCCAUCAUCGAAAACUCGAGUUUUCGUGGCAGCUAAAUGGACGAGCUAUUCGUAAUUUCAAUAAUAAAGGCAACAACGGCAAAUAUAAGGUCGAGGGCCAAGUCCUAACCAUCUACAACGUGGAGACAACCGACGCUGGGAACUACACGUGCUCCGCCUUCAUGGGCACAAAGCACCUCGUUUCCGUCCAAAAAAAAAUGAUUCAGUUUAUCGUGCAAUACCGUCCGCGCUUCAAGGACACAACUCUUGAUACAAGAUACGCUCGAGUCGGAUCGCUAGCCAAAAUCCCAUGUGAAGCGGAAGGCGAGCCUCAGCCUUCGAUCAAAUGGCUGCGUGGUAUGGAGCACCUCUACGCCCGUGAAGACUACACCAUAGUUGGCAACGUUGGGACGUCCGUCCUGAAUAUUGAUGUGCGAGAUCACUCGUACUACGGCGUCUAUACGUGUCAUGCACAGAACGAGCUUGGCCCAAGCGAGAAAGCGAUCGAACUAUUGGAAGGAGGUGCACCAGUUGCGCCUCGGGUCCGAGUUGUCGAGCCUGACAGACCCAAGAAGGACACCAUCGUCCUGCACAUUGAGCACGACGAGGACGACAUGAACAACGAUCUAGCCGUACACACCUUCCGAGUCCAGUACAAGACAGACGAAGGAACCUGGGAGACGGCCCCUUCGGAAGAGUAUCAGUUGAACGCAGACCGCCAUCCGCAAUAUGAGCUGCGGCGUCUCAACACGAACACGAGUUACGUAAUCCGGGUCGCUGCCAAGAACGCCGCCGGCUACUCAGACUUUUCACAGGAACUCUACCACCGCACGCAGAACAUGGACUAUCAGCGGGCUCCAGUGGCUGUUUCGAGUCAAUUGUUUGCCUCAACGCUGCCUCUGUUCUUCCCUUUGAUAUUACUUCGGCAGAGACUUUAAAGCCAAUUGAAGAAGUGAUUUUCUUCACCUCUAUGACAACCAUUUACCAAGUGUAUACCAAUCCGCCGACAGCCGUGAAGUAGCGUAUCAUUUUCAGUUGUCGGCCUCAGUGAACGUAAGAAACACCAGACCAAUCAAUUCAUACAGCUCUAUGAAAAGCUGCGCCCCAGGCCAAAGCAGACCUGGCUAGACUUGGCCAGGGUCAUCAUGCUCUCAUUGGUAAGUGUACGGCGUAUUGAGAAAACCUGUUUUAAGCACGUGCGUGCCAACAGUAGCAUGGCGGGGGUGCGACUGCGGCGGCACUCCAUUCAGGUGAGGGGAGACUAACCUCAUCAGCAAAUAGAUAUGUUAUCUUGGAGAGGGAUCUAAAACAGGGCCUGUCGUCAUGUGGCCUCGACGACACCAAACAAGGAUAAACGAACGUUUGCUUAAACCUGUAGGAGACGUCAGGAGGACUUUGGGAUGAAGGCAUGUGCCACCACGGCAGUGUUGCCCAUUCGUUAAUUUGUUCAUCGACUCUUGCAUUUAUAAAACCUUCCGCCUGAGUAAUCGGGAGCGGGAGCGAAAAUUGAUAAAAAAAAAUAAGGAGCAAAGAGAAAUAAUUACAGGGAGAGCAAGGAAAAAACGUUAGAGGCCUGACAGCCGAACCCCCGAGCAGGUGCACGGCAUUUUAGACCCACUUAAGACUAGGAGACAACGCAAUGCCAACCCGGUGGAUAGCUGGACGGAUCGGCAAUUGAAAGGGCGCGGAAGGAGGGUCCACAGCGCACAUACACACGCCAGAAACGCUGAUGUAAAUCGACCACUUAAAGGCAACCCGGCUGCGACGGGCGGAACGAAAGCUUGAUUUAGGUAGAUUUUGACGGGAGAAAAUAAAAGGUAGAUUGAUUUGGAGAAUCAUUAGAAAUGGGAGCAACGAUGAACAGACUAAGGAGAAGACAGAGAUCCAAAUUAAGUUUGGCGUAUUUGCUUUACCACGCCUUCCACAACAACAAUGUUAUUAACAAUAUCUACGUAAGUUUUACUAGCAUCGCAAUAUCAAACUAAGGUCUAAACUCGUGAUUCCGGUGUUUGGAAACCUAGGAAACCUAACCCAACCUAACCUGAGAAGCGAGAUAAAGAAACGAAAAUUGGUCAUCAAAACAUCGCACUUCUCAUCAUGAUACAACUCUCGAACACAAUCCUGUCGAUGACUGUCAGCUACAACUGCAACUAUGCUAUUAAUUUAUAUAGAAAAAAAAAAAAGGCUAAGGGAAAGCGCCAAACAUUAUAUAUAUAUAUAUCAAUUAUUAUUAUCAGCAGCGGUGGUAACCCCAUAUUUACAAAGGAGCGGCGGGAUAUAGAUAUGUAAACAAAGGUUAUCUAGUAAAUAUUACGGUUGGCCCGCAUAUAAGCGAUGCGCGAAGGAAAUACGACGAGACGAAAAUGAUCAAUACAACGACCGGCUGAAACCGUUACUGGAUUGCAUAAUGUGAUUAACACAUCGACCGCAACAAUGGCAAAAAAUACUUAUAUUAUUACUGAUAAACUAUUGAUAGUGGCAGCAUGACGACAUCAACAGGCACCGACGGAAAGAUCGACAAUACUUGUUGAAGAAUCACUUGUCUUGAUGUUGCUAAUAACGAGGGAAAAGGACCGAUAAUUAAUUGAAAACAACAUAAUGUACUAGGAAAAUUAUAUACACACAUAGGUAUCUCGGUUGAAUUAAAUAACAAUGAAAGCAAAGAAAAGGGGGAGAGUAGCUGUAAGUAUAAGGAAGGUAAUUUCGUAAUAAAGAAUCAACUAAAUCUUUCUAAGCGCACCGAAAAGCACAGACACUUCCUACACAGACAAUGAUACUUACCUAAACCGAAAACGAAUGUUUGUGUGUAUACAGAAAAAGAGCUAACAAUUAAUAAUUAAACAACGCAUAGAGAUAAUAUCACGGAAUAAGCGUCUGUAACAAUCCUCCACGACUUCCACCCAGACCUGCUAUAAGAAUCUCCGACGUCAAAGGCCCUUCCUUUAAACCUGUAGAGACCCCGAAAAACGUCCUUGUACCACUCAUCACCGUAACGCUUACGCCAAACCUUAUCAGAUUCAAUCUUCAUUGUAAAGUAUACUUGGGUAAGAGAAAGAGGAGUAAAAUAGGUGAUAUAACAUAAAUCUAGUACGACUAGAUUUAUAUAUAUAUAUAUAUAUAUAUAUAUAUGAGUCUAGUCGAAUAUUCGUAUUGCCAGAGGUAUAUUUGAGAGGCUGCCUCCGAUUGAACAUGCAACGGUACCCUGUAAGAAAGUAGCGCAGGCAAGGCUCGCAUGACCGGUGACGUCAUUGUACUUACUGCCGCUGUUUGUGCUUAGAGAAAAAGGGAACAACGAGAAACGCCACUCAUCAUGUAAAAAUAAGGGGAACUGAAUCCUCAAGAAUUGUAUGGAGUUGUAUCAUCGCCUAGUCCGGUCACUUGAACGGACUUGUCGUACCCCUCAGACGUGUACGGUGUUGAUUGAUACUAACGAACAAAAACUUCAUUGUAAAUUAUUCAAAGCCGAUUGUAUGAAAAAGGGGCUAUAAACAAGAUGGACAUAAUAACUGGCACUGUUUAAGUAUGGAACGAAUACGAGUGUGUUAGCGUGUUGAACAUGUGCAACAACGAUAUAUACAAUUUAAUGAUGCGAGCCACAUCAGUCUAUAAUAAUAUAAACUUCAUAGCAUGAGCGAUAACAACGCUAGCGGUAUUCGUCGAAGAAACUCACUACUGUGACACAAAGACACCCACGUCAGACGGUGCAAGACUUCGUAAAAUUUAAUUCAACGUUCUCUAUACAUCACGAUUACAAGCCCGAGUGAAAGAUCUGCGUUUGGUCGGUGUAGUCCUGCUUGCUGACUUGUACAUUCGCUCAAAGUACAUACUGGUUCCACCUAAGUCUUGUAGAUUCGCCGGUCAGGCUACGAAAACGAGCAUCCUGCAACGGCCAAACGUCCUUUUCACGCUGGCCGCUUAGGCUUUUGAUCGUUACUAUCGAUCGUCACUUUCUUCGUGAUGUUCUCAUUGUGGUCACUGACCAUUGACAUGAUCCUGCCUUUAAACCGAACUGAAGACCGUUGAAACAUGGACAAAGAGAAACCUUCUACUAGUGCGAUGUUGUAACAUGUCAGUACAUCAAUGUGAGAAUACCCCGACGGCUGACCACAGAUAGGUCCUUUUUCGAUCUAAGGGGUUGGUGCACUGUAGCAAAGACAUCAGAAGCAAUAACUAUGUGCAUAUGAUGAACUACUCUUAUUUUGUUUGCUUUGUGUAAAAGCGAAAGUGGUGGCGUUGAUGAUUGGGUAUUUUGUUCUGAAUGUUGUUUGGAUCUUAUCCUAGACAAUCUUUUUGCGCCGCUGCAACUGGUCUUGCUGUUCGUACACCGUAUUAGACCUAGGCAUUACUGGCGAAUUUUACGACUGUAUAGGUGACGCUCAAUAAAAGCCGGAAAGCAGAACGCACGGGAAAAAUAUGGGGCAUACAGAUGUCCACAGACUGUGAAGCAGUACCAUUCCGCGCAGUGGAGGUAGCAUUUCGGAGAGGGCAACUACAAUAUGAUGGUGUGAAACAAAGUGGGAAGCAAUAUGAAACAAAGAUUUUUGACUAAUAAAGCAUAGGAGGCGCGGCCAAACCACAAAACUGGCAGAUCAUAAUUUGAAAGGGUCAGAUAUAUUCAUAAUCAUUUCGGAUCAAGUGUAUUACCAUUUGUGUCAUCAGCUAGUCAGAAGACUAACUGCAAAUUAAAGAAAUCACGAGAGGGGGGCAAUCGAACAGCCAGAAGAGAAACUGAGCAGACUAGUAUUUUCAGUGGCAAUGAUGUGGCGCGUAGUUAAUCAAGUCACUACCGCUUUUAUUUGUUAGUCAUAGACAGAUUCAUUAUCUUUCAGCAUUGGCUGGGGAGCCGGAGAAUCCUUAGAAGUCCAUUUAUGCUUCGUUCGAUUAGCGUGCCAACCAGAAUAGUCAAGUGGGGCUGAUGUGGACACGCUGCGAGAAAAAGAGGAUGAAAUAACAUAAAAAUAUUGCUGAAAUUUAAUUCAGUCGUUGCCCGUCAGUUUAGCAGGUCCAGCCCUUAGCUGUGUUCAAAGAAACGCUUGACCUUGUUUGAAAUGGGUAUAGAAAGCGAAAAAUACAAUGUGGACGGCACUACGUCCAAAGGCCAUGGAAAGUUUAACUAAGGUUUGUUAAUUGGAAAAAGCAAUCGUAUGUAUUCUGAGUAGCAAAAUCCACCAAUUUACUCGAAACUUCUUUUCAUUAAACUACAAUCUCAAUACAGAGACACGAUGUCUUUUUCAGUCUUUCGCUAUUCGUCCGCUAGGGUACUGUAUAGGUAGUAAUGUCACGAUAACGCUAAUAAUUGCCACGAGUAUCGCACUACGUUAGUACGAUCAUCAGUGAGAUGAAUACUGAAGAUGAGCACAGAUACGAUUCUGGAACUCAUGAUUGAGUACAACGGGUCUUCGAGAAGCUGCGGGUAUAAAAGCGGAAACCAGCGCAGUAAAGCACUGAGCCAGCGAAAAAGACGUAGACUUUUAGCUGGAAUUUGGGCUGGAAAGAGUUAGUAUUUAAAAAAAAAAAAA
Molecule: messenger RNA, 7881 nt
Organism: Varroa destructor (honeybee mite)
Lineage: Eukaryota; Metazoa; Arthropoda; Arachnida; Mesostigmata; Varroidae
Product: neural cell adhesion molecule 1-like
Biological process (GO): homophilic cell-cell adhesion; synapse organization
Cellular component (GO): axon; plasma membrane; neuronal cell body
Molecular function (GO): protein binding; axon guidance receptor activity
Source: RefSeq, a predicted model, not a curated record